Psylliodes chrysocephalus is the source of this 5797-nucleotide messenger RNA. The record is from the annotation of a GenBank genome assembly. Lineage: Eukaryota; Metazoa; Arthropoda; Insecta; Coleoptera; Chrysomelidae.
CUUCGAACUAUUUACUACAGUGACAAUCGACUAUUAGGGUUUCAUUUUCUUCAAUUUUGGAAAAAUGAAAAUUAUUGGAAUGUCGGGAACUUCUAGCUUUAAAAUAUUUUAUUUUUUAUUUUGAGUACAGAUGAAAAUUAAAAGAAAAAUAAUGGAGUCCACUACUAACACCAAAAUUUCUGAUUCGGGAUAUUCCAAUAGUUGCAGUAAUACCAAUUCCCAAAGAAGUGCAAGUUCAAAAUCAAUCCAUAGUGAAAGUACGUCCAGCAGAAGCAGCGGAUAUUGUGGUGCUACAAAUCCCAAUGGCAGUGUUCAUAUUGAUUUGCAACCUCCAAUACGCAGCAGGGAUAAAGGACAUAAUAAGAAAAAAAUUAAAUCCACCAAUUUGGUUUCAACCCUUACUAGUAUAGUAGGUUCAACUUUAAAUUUGGCUUCAAGUGAGAAUCUUAACAACUUCACUAACAAUUUUAAUGAAGGAUUUUCUGAACCAGUUAUUGACGCCAAACAAGCAAUUCCUGAAACCGUUAUAAAAGUUGCAAGCACUGAGGAAGAUAAUGAAAUGAUUUUAGAACAACCAAUUACCUCUACACCAAUUGAACCAAUUUUAGCUAAGAGCCCGUCUCCCAAUCAGGAACAUACCAUCGCUUAUCGUUUAGACUGGAAUGAGGACAAAGAAAAUGAAAAACCUGAAACUGAAACUUUAGUCAAAGAAAAAGCAGUUGAAGCUAACAAAACUUAUCCUUACCAGCCAGAGGAUGGUUUUUGCUGCGUUAUUUCUAUGUAUGAUGGAGUGGUAUUGUACACAACACCGAGUUUAACUUCUGUUUUGGGAUUUCCUAAAGAUAUGUGGUUAGGAAGAUCAUUUAUUGAUUUUGUGCACCCAAAAGAUAGAGAAACCUUUUCUAGUCAAGUUACUACAGGAAUAGCAUUUCCAUUAGUCGAUUCUGAAGGAAAAUACAAAGAUUAUAAAAACUGUCUUUAUGUUUGCUUGCGCAAAUACAGGGGACUGAGAUCAACUGGUUUCGGUGUCAUAGAUAAGGCAGUUUGUUAUCAAGCUUUCCAACUUACGGUGAAGUUCAAACACAUUACUGAUUCGCUUGAAACCAAAUAUUUGGAAAAUAAUAGCGGUAUGUUUCUAGUUGUCGCCGCAGUUCCUGUUUAUUCGUCUUAUAAAGUUCCAGAGCAAAAAAGAAUUUCGCCUAAAUUCGGCAUGCGCCACACAGCAGGAUGCAUUUUCAGUCAUGUUGAUCCAGAUGUUGUAACGAAUUUUGGAUUUCUGCCUCAAGAUAUGCUAGGAAAAUCAAUUUUUGAUUUUUAUCAUCCCGAAGAUAUGCCUUUUCUUAAAGAAAUUUAUGAGUCUGUGAUGAGAAUGUGCCAAAUAGCAGGAUCUGUUUUUCGUAGCAAACCGUAUAGAUUUGCAGUACAAAAUGGCACUUUUGCCAAAAUUGAAACCGAAUGGUCAAGCUUUGUAAAUCCAUGGUCUAGAAGAUUAGAAUUUGUAAUUGGUUUUCACCGAGUGACAGAAGGACCAUUAAAUCCUGAUAUUUUUGAACCUCCAUCCCGGGAAAUAACAAAGACUUUAUCUGAAGAUAUCCUUAAAGAAAGUAAAAAUUUAAGAGGUGAAAUUUUACUAUUACUUAACAAGGAAUUACCACGUCCAAACGAAUCAGUUAAACAUGAAGUUUCCAAACGUUGCAAAGAUCUUGCUAAUUUCAUGGAAUCUCUUAUGGACGAAGUAACUAAAACAAAUAAUCUAGAACUGGACUUACCCCAAGAAAUCAAUCCCACUAUCUCGGAACGAGACUCUGUCAUGCUGGGUGAAAUAUCUCCAUACCAUGAUUACUACGACAGUAAAUCAUCCUCAGAAACACCACCUAGCUAUAAUCAGUUGAAUUACAAUGAGAACCUGCAAAGAUUUUUUCAGAGUAAGCCAAAAACAACUGUUUCGGAAGAAAGCAGUAAUGCAGUGCAAGUUGAAAAUAGUAUUGAAGUUAAAGUUGUAUCAACUAACCAAAAAUGUUUGUCUCCUGUACAAAAUAGUGGAACAUCGGGUAGUGGAAGUGCAGGAAAUUUGAGUUCCCUUAGUAAUCCAAACAUCGAAAAUGGUGCCACCACAAACACUAAUAUCAAUACAAAUGGUGAUUCUUACAGACCACCCUUAUUAACAGAAUCUUUACUAGUCAGACACAAUGAAGAUAUGAAAAAAAUUAUGCUAAAGAAACAUAAGGAGCACAGAUCAACUGUUAAAGACAGCAAAAAAUCUCAAUAUAAAGUAGAAAAAGUUGAUAAAAAUGAACAGUUUUUGGUAGAUUAUACACAACACGGUACUAAACGUAGUGGAACUCAUUCGCAAGAUGAAGAAAAUCAUAAAAUUUCCAAACGCACGUCAAAUCACAAGGAUGAGACACAUGUCAAUAAUUCAUCAUCCUCAAUGAAACCAAUUAACAUACAUAACAAUCAACAAACUCCUGCAACUGUACAUUGUAACGAACAUUCGAUUUAUCAAUCAGGGUUAAAUGACAUAAACUUAUGGCCUCCCUUCUCAGUAACUGUUACAAAUAUGAAUAAUACUCAAGCCAACACUGUGAACACAACUUUGAGUAGUACAACAGGUUCUGGAAGAUUUGGAACUGGAAUGUUUCCACUAUAUUACAUCCCCACUCCUCAACAGAGAACAAUUCCUAGUCAUUUGGGUGAACCCGUUCUUCAUGGAUCUCAAUACCAAGUUCAAUAUAUGCCUGCCAGUAUGGUCUACAACUACAAUAGUUUAUAUUCCCCGUCACCUUUCAUUUGUUCCACUCUCCCUGUUUUACCUCUUCCUAUGGUUCCGCCACCUAUUAACCCUAUAAAUCCAACAACAGACGUUCGUUGUAUAAAUUUAUUACAAACUAUAAAUGGGGUGCAGAAUGUUUCUGGAGUUUCCGAGAGCAAACCAAUUACACCUAGUACCCCUCAUACACCAUACUUUCAGAGGCCGUCUUCUCAUGCUACUUCGGUAAAAGCAGAAACUGGGAGCGUUUUGGGAUCUAUACCGUGUGCUAGUGUGGCUAAUAAACCCGCAGAACCAGCAGUACGAAACAAAAUUCCUUUAGUAUUCAGGAAUAACAAUGUCAACAAUAUAGACGAAUCUAGUAGUUGUUACUCUUCAUCAUACUCGUCAUUUUUAAAAACUGAUGGUGGUUCUGGGUCCAAUGACGAUUCUAACGUUGUAGAUACUAGUUCAAAUAAAACCAAUGGGAAUGUGUGGAAAAUUAAAAAAAAUUGCCCAAUGCGAAAGAAGGAACCACCGUGGCUCGAAUCUUUGGAAAUUUCACCAGACUUAAUCUACAGAUACCAAGUGGCAGUAAAAAAUUUAGAAGAUAUACUUACAGCUGAUAAAAAUUGCCUUAAAGAGUUUUCACAGCCUGUACUAGUGAAUGAUCAAUUAAAUCAGUUAUACGUAGAUAUGGAAUUAGAAGGCCUAUCAAAAAAAUUGACACUUGAAGAAGGAAUAACUUCAAGCAGUAGCAGUGACGAUAACUCCGCCAAUCUACCUAAGAUAAAGAAAAAACGAAAGUCUUGCUGCUCAUUGGUAAUGAUUUAUGAAGAAAACGCUCCAUUACCAUCUCCUGUGGAUCGUUUCAAUUAAGUAAUGUUCAAAUUUAUACAGAAGUACGAAAAUAAUAUUAAUAUUUAUAAAAUAUAUAUAAAAGUAUUUUUUAAUACUCGUACAUUUAAGCAUAUAUAGUCCAGCCAACGAAAAGGUAUAGAAGGAAAUGUUUGGAACACAAUUUUUGACUCCCCGCGCGUAGCCUUUGAGCGACAUGACCACUCAAUAUAAAAUGAAUGCCUAUUAAAAUUGAUUCAAUGUUACAUACUGUUGUAAUGUUUUAUGUUAAUUCACUUUUCUGUGUCAAUAAACGUUGUUUUCAGUUAAUGGUUGUGAUUUAUAAAACCAUCUCACUGUUUUAAAGACACUCAUACAUGCAGAAACAUGGUCAUAAUUUCCCAAUAAAAUGGUCUAGAUAUUUUUUAAUUAAGUAUGAGGAACCUGGUCAGAGGGCCCACAACUAUAUAUUCUAAAAUGAGUAUUUGUGCUAUUUAGAUAUCCAUUACUCACUUAAUUUAUAUGUGAAUGGUAUUUUUUCUUUGCAAUCUGUUAUAUACAGAACAAAACUGGACCCUACUCAAACAAAUAGUUGAGGAAGACUUACUUAAAAUUCACAAAUGGUUAGAGUCGAAAAUUUAAACGGUUAAUUUUGACAAAAAAUAAUGUAUUCCCUUCUGUUGUAAUGUAUCUACUAUUCCAAAUUUCAAGGAAAUUACGGUGAACACAAACAAUAAAAUACACAAAAUUAAAUUAUAUGAAAAAGUUAAGUUUUUUUUUCCUGGGCUCGUCUGACUAUGUGUCUCCGAAUAACACUGAAGCCUAUUGGCUUAUUGUGUUUUAGCCCAUGUUAGUUCAUAGCACCCACUCUAUCACCUUUGUACCUUGUACAAGUUUGUACAGAUCUUUGGGUGAGUGGGUUCUAUACGUUGUUGGAUCAACCUGGGGUUGUCCAAAAAGAGCCUGUCUUUUGCGAUCUAGAGCUUCGCAUUCGCACAGUAUGUGUUUGGCCGUUUCUGGUUUCUUGUGACAUAGUCGGCACAUGAGUUCCCCAUUGUACAUGCCAAUUUUGUUCAAGUGUCCUUUUACUGGGGCGUGCCCAGUCAUGAACCCUGUUAUCACUUUCAACUGGUUCCUAUUCAUUAAGAGUAGUUCUCCAGUUCUUUUGGGACAUGGUCUGCCUAUGAAGGCUUUUCGAUGUGCCUGUUUUGGGGUGCUUCCCCAAUAGUUGAUAUGUUGUUCCCGAAUCCAGUCAUUUAUAAAACCCCGGACUGUACUUUUUGGUACUCCUGGGUUUGUGUCUGGUUCCGGUGUUUCUUCUGACCCUCUUUUUGCAAGUUCGUUAGCCUUUUCGUUGCCUUCGAUCCCUUUGUGACCUGGCAUCCAAAAUAGUUUUACUCUAUUUCGGUCUGCCAGUGUUCUUAGUUCUUCGAUGCAUUCCCAUACCAGCCUCGACAUAACUUCCUGACUCGAUAUGGCCUUAAGUGCCGCUUGGCUGUCUGACAUUAUUUGAAUAUGCUGAUUUUCGACAGCUCUUUCAUUGUUCGUUUUUGCACAUUGCAAAAUUGCGUAUACCUCGGCCUGAAAUACCGAGGAAUGUAUUCCUAUAGUAUAGCUAUGGUUAUUAUCAGGGUUUUUGGAGAAUACUCCUGCCCCAGUGCCUUCCGCAGUCUUAGACCCGUCUGUAUACCAGGUUUGUUCCUGUCGUUGGGCAUUGGUUCCCUUAUGGUGAUCUCCGCUCUUUCCUGUAUUAAAACCUCAAAGGGAGUAUUAAAAGAGUACCUCUUGGUUAUGUGGUCUGAUCUCUUGUCUAGCACGUCUCCUGUAACUAACCUUGAGAUACUCAUGUGACCUGGCCUAAUGUCAAGAUUUCCCAGUGUAUUCCCUAAUCUGUAAGCACCUAAUCUUGCCUCCCCUUUUAUCACAUAGUGAAGAGGUGGGAGUCCUAUUUGUGCUUCCAUUGCAGCAGUGAGGGUUGUUUUUAUUGCCCCCGUUAUUCCGAGGCAGGCAAGUCUUUGUACCUUGCUUAGCCUCGUUAUUGCUUUCCUUUGCUGUGUCUUUGGCCACCACACCAAAGCUGCGUAUGUUAUUAUGGGUCUCACCACCAUAUUAUAAAGCCAGUAUAACAUGUCUGGUUUUAACCCCCAUUUUUUUCCAAAGGAUCGCCUUGCCAUCAUUAAUGAGGUUUCCCGCCCUCAUUGUGGUUCUUUC